Morus notabilis is the source of this 2709-nucleotide messenger RNA. RefSeq lists its product as uncharacterized. Gene Ontology annotation, molecular function: protein binding. The record is from RefSeq and is a predicted model, not a curated record. The transcript has 3 exons. The coding region runs from base 447 to 2531 and encodes 694 amino acids. NCBI's taxonomy places the organism in Eukaryota, Viridiplantae, Streptophyta, Magnoliopsida, Rosales, Moraceae.
GAUAAUACCACCAAACAAUAUUCUUUUCUCUCUCCCUUUUCUUUCUGGGCUAUUUCUUCUCCACCCACAACCACAAAAGCUCAAAAUUAUUGUUUUGCAAACAAAAUUCUUCAGUUGAGUAAUUAAUUAUCUGUCUUUUGUUAUCUUUUGGAAUUAACCUUUUGUUUACUAUAUUCUUCUCCUCCUCCAACUUUCCCCUGAAAGGCUUGUUUCUUUUUCUCUGUUCCAUUUGUGUAAGCAAUCAUGGCUGUUUCCUUUCCCAUAUCCACCCACUUAGAAAUAUAUUGAUUAUUCUUCUUUCACUUCUUGGCAUAAACUCUCAUCAGGACCAUAUAGCUGACUUUAAGGUGGUCAUAACAACUACUAUAUUGAGAAGAAGACUUUGGAUCAAGGAUUGCUAAAAGGUUUGCUUAUACGUAGUUGAAUAUUAUCUCUCCAGCUUCACAAUGCCUCCAAUAUAUUUUCCACUUCGGUGGGAAAGCACCGGAGACCAAUGGUGGUACGCUUCUCCAAUUGAUUGGGCAGCGGCGAAUGGUCACUAUGACCUGGUGAGGGAACUGCUCCGCAUAGACAGCAACCACCUCAUCAAACUCACAUCUCUGCGCCGAAUUCGGCGUCUUGAGACCGUGUGGGACGACGAGGAGCAGUACCAUGACGUGGCCAAAUGCCGCUCCCAGGUGGCGCGGAAGCUCUUCCUUUAUUGUGAGUCCAAGAAAGGGGGGAAGAAGAACUCCCUCAUCCGCGCAGGCUACGGCGGAUGGCUUAUCUACACGGCUGCCUCGGCGGGGGACUUGGGGUUUGUGCAAGAAUUGCUUGAGAGAAACCCUCUGCUUGUGUUUGGUGAAGGAGAGUACGGUGUGACUGAUGUGCUCUACGCUGCAGCCAGGAGCAAGAGCUGUGGCGUUUUCAGGCUGCUGCUGGACUUUGCGUGUUCUCCGAGGUUUACGACGGAGAAGGGCGGGGAGUUGGAGGAGCGUGUUGGGGAUAUUCCUUCUGUUUACAAGUGGGAGAUGGUGAAUAGGGCUGUCCAUGCUGCUGCUAGAGGUGGGAAUUUAAGGAUUUUGAAGGAACUUCUUGCUGAUUGCUCUGAUGUUUCCGCUUAUAGAGAUGCUCAUGGCUCAACUAUACUGCACACGGCUGCUGGGAGAGGCCAAGUUGAGAUACUGAAGUAUCUCAUAGAGAGUUUUGACAUGAUAAACUCCACAGACCACCAAGGCAACACAGCGUUGCAUGUGGCUGCUUACAGGGGCCAAUUAGCCGCAGUUGAAGCUCUAAUAUCUGCAUCUCCUUCAUCAGUUCAUCUUAAGAACAAGGCCGGCGAGACUUUUCUCCACAAGGCCGUGUCCGGCUUCCAAGCUCUUGCUUUCAAAAGACUAGACAGACAAAUUGGGCUCCUGAGGCAGUUGGUAUGUGGGAAAGUUUUCAACAUUCAGGACAUCAUCAACGCCAAGAACAACGAGGACCGAACCGCGCUUCACGUGGCCAUCAUCGGCAAUGUCCACACGGACCUCGUGCAGCUCCUGAUGACUGCCAAGUCCAUUGAUGUCAAUGUCACCGACGCCGACGGCAUGACCCCGCUCGAUUACCUCAGGCAAAGGCCUCGUUCCGCUUCGUCAGAUGUACUAAUCAGACAGUUAAUCUCAGCUGGAGGGAUGUUUGGUUCUCAGGACUACAAUACAAGAAAAGUCAUCGUCUCGCGGCUUAAGAUGCAGGGCAAUGGAAGCAGCAGCCCCGGAUCGUCGUUUCGGAUAUCUGAUACUGAAAUAUUCUUGUACACAGGGAUUGAGAACAUCUCAGACGGCAGUGCUGAACACGGCAGCACAGGACUAAUGAGCCCGGCCUCACUGGAGCUAACUCCAUACGACUCGGCUGUUGAGAAUCGGAGCUCAUUCGCAAGUGCUAAGCCUACUUCUGUAAACAAUGCUGCACAAAUUUUCAAACAAGUCCUAAAUUGGCCACGGAUCAAAGACAAGUGGCCUCAGAAAGUGAAGAAAUCUGUUGGAGAUCACGAAGGUUCAAAUGUUGAGUCAAACAAGAACAGCUCAGAUGUCGAUCCACCAACCCCACUUAGGAAGAGAUUCUCAAAGCCUUCAUCACCUUCCAACAACAACAAAAGAACACUUUCCGUGAGGAGUAACCAGUCAAGUCCAUCUGCAAAGAAGAAGCUAGCUUCAGGCAUAAGAAAUGGGGUCAUGCAGGCCAUACCCCAGAGAACAGUCCCGCACCGAUCCCGCUCCAGCUCGUUCUCGAAAUCGUCGAUAUCUUCUCCGACUUCGUUGGAUAAACAAAAGGGUAUCUGCAUUGAAGGUGAUAUUGCAGGACCAUCUUGCUCAAACCAAGUGGUAAUUGAUGGUCCAAAUCCCAAUUCGGUGAAACAACAACAACAGCAACAAGGCAAUGCCAAUAGUACCAAGAGGUUGAAGAGCCAGUAUUUCUGUUUUGGCACAGCAGGAGUAUCUGUUAAAAGCCCAGUUAGCAGGCAACAACAGAACAGCCAAAGUUACAAACGUCCUGUUGCUUUGGUGGCUUGAAUUCUACUUAGCUCAAUUUGAGGCCUUUAAUCCUGGACUAAUAUCAGCAAGUUAAAAUAGCUGUUUAAUUACUAGAACUUUUUUUUUUUCUUUUCAAUUUGCUUGCAUCUUUGUUUGUUUUAUUCACUUAGAGAUGUAGUUGUAUCAAGUACUUGGCAUGUAUCUUGUGUGGACCUCC